Messenger RNA from Punica granatum (pomegranate), 2395 nucleotides. NCBI's taxonomy places the organism in Eukaryota, Viridiplantae, Streptophyta, Magnoliopsida, Myrtales, Lythraceae. The record is from RefSeq and is a predicted model, not a curated record.
AGCUUUAUAACAAUUAUUCAUCUUCUCAUCUCCAUUUCCAUUUCCAUUUCCAUUUCAUCUGAUGAACAAAGCUCUUCCCUUUCCUUCUCCUCUCUCUCUCUCUCUCUCUCUCUUUCUCUCUCUAUCACACACACACACACAGAGACAGACAAAGACCCAGAAUCCUUCUCCUCGCUGGGAAUCCAAAUUCGAACGAUCGGAGUAGGUGGGAACGAGCUAUCGGGAAUUCAGCGCCUUCUGUGUUGGCGGCUGCAUGCGGGCUUUUCUGGGCAAUCGGAGCUGCCCCGUGAAUUGUGUAUAAGCCCUGAACUCUACUGAUCAAUCACUUGCAACCCAAGGACCUUUUGAAUACCCAUCCUGCUGCGGAACUUGGGGCACUGCCCGAAAUAACUCGCAGCAGUGCCCAAUGGAUGCCACCACGAGCGGGACCCCCUCGAUCCCCUACCACAACAUUGCCGACCCUCCGAUCACUCCCAUCGUCGAUUCCCCAGGGGCGGCAUUCCAGCGUCAGAUGCGCCAUUGCUUUGGGGACUCAAGGCCCGGGGAGUUCCCGUUGGCAGCUAACCCCUCUAUAGUCCUACAUGUCCUCACGGCCUGUAAUUUGGAUCCGCAGGACCUUGCAAAACUCGAGGCAACCUGUAACUUCUUCCGGCAGCCAGCAAAUUUCGCCCCUGACCCUGAGCUCUCCAUAACUGAGCUCGCAGCUCUUGAUAUGUGCCAGAAGAGGGCCAUCUUUAGGCCCAUGAAGGCAUCAGAGAGGCAGGAGCUGAAGGAGAGAUGUGGGGGCUCGUGGAAGCUCGUCCUGAGCUUCUUGCUUGCCGGAGAAGCGUGUUGCCGAAGAGAGAAGUCUCAGGCAAUUGCAGGCCCAGGUCAUAGCAUCGCUGUGACAUCUAAAGGGGCUGUUUAUACUUUUGGUUCCAACAGCUCAGGGCAGUUAGGGCAUGGCAACACCGAGGAGGAGUCACGGCCUCGACUCAUAAGAUCUCUUCAGGGCAUUCGAAUAAUCCAAGCAGCUGCCGGUGCGGGCAGGACAAUGCUUAUUAGCGAUGCAGGUCAGGUCUACACCUUUGGGAAGGAUUCCUUUGGAGAGGCUGAGUACGGGGCCCAGGGAUCUGAGCUGGUCACAACCCCACAGCUCGUGGAAUCUUUGAAAGGCAUAUUUGUCGUGCAAGCUGCGAUCGGGAAUUUCUUCACAGCCAUUCUAUCUAGAGAAGGCAGGGUCUACACAAUCUCUUGGGGCAAUGAUGGAAAACUGGGCCACCAUACAGAACCGAAUGACUUGGAGCCUCGUCCUCUUCUCGGGGCACUCGAGAACGUGCCGGUUGUCCAAAUUGCAGCUGGAUACUGCUAUCUUCUUGCUCUGGCUUUUAAACCUACUGGAAUGUCGGUCUACUCUGUUGGCUGUGGCUUGGGAGGAAAGCUCGGGCACGGCUCUAGAACCGACGAGAAGCACCCGCGUCUAAUCGAGCAGUUCCAGCACCUAAAUCUCCACCCAAUGGUGGUGGCAGCUGGGGCUUGGCAUGCAGCCGUGGUGGGCCGGGAUGGAAGGGUCUGCACAUGGGGCUGGGGUCGCUAUGGCUGUUUAGGACAUGGCAAUGAAGACUGCGAGUCAGUCCCUAAGGUUGUGGAAUCGCUCAGCAAUGUGAAGGCAAUCCAUGUUGCCACAGGGGACUACACAACUUUUGUUGUGUCCGAUGUUGGGGAUGUGUACUCUUUCGGGUGCGGAGAAUCUGCUAGUCUCGGGCACAAUCCCGCUGGGGAUGGACAGGGCAACAACAGGCACGCAAAUGUGCUAAGCCCAGCUCUAGUGACCUCACUGAAGCAAGUGAACGAGCGGUUCGUCCAGAUCAGCCUGACCAAUUCCAUCUACUGGAAUGCCCACACCUUCGCCCUCACCGAGUCGGGCAAGCUGUACGCAUUUGGGGCAGGAGACAAAGGGCAGCUAGGGAUAGAGCUUCCAGCAAACCAAACGGAGAGAGGCAGUCCAGAGCGGGUCGAUCUCGAUCUAAGCUAAGCACGCAGACUAAAGACUGCUUUCCCCACCAACCAACCUAUCUAUUUUAUCUAUCUAACCAUUGGAAUGCUCGCAUUCCCAUUCAUUUGCAUAGCAGCACUUGUUGUUCUGAUUUGAUGCUGUUUUAGGGUUUCAAUGUGUUCCUAAUUCGAUGUAAAUAGAAAUUUAGGGCACAAGAUAAGGCCUAGAAGACAGGAACAAAAGUGGACUAGGGAGCCGUAGUUUUAGGAGCUAUUGCUGCGUGGUUUAUCUCAAGAAGAAGAAGAAGAUGAUUAUGGCUAUUGCUGAUUGAUAGGCCUUCCAACUGUAAAUAGGUCGGGACAUUGUUCGAUGUUCAUUUGUAAAUUAAAUCAUGCUUAAAUUCCGAGCAUCAUUUCUUUC